Molecule: messenger RNA, 2988 nt
Organism: Hypomesus transpacificus
Lineage: Eukaryota; Metazoa; Chordata; Actinopteri; Osmeriformes; Osmeridae
Gene: mpp4b
Product: MAGUK p55 scaffold protein 4b
Exons: 22
Coding region: 199-2073 (624 amino acids)
Cellular component (GO): adherens junction; plasma membrane
Molecular function (GO): protein binding
Source: RefSeq, a predicted model, not a curated record
CAAACCCCAUUCCUUUAUGGGUACUCCAGAGUGAAAACUCCGACACGCUCCCUGCGUACCUCCGGAAGGAAACCUGCUUCUUUAAUUUGGACCAUACUGUCAACAGAGCUUCCGAAUGCGACACAAUUAACGGUUUUAUCUCGGGCGGGACUUGGAGAAAAGUGAGUCGCGGAGGCGCGUGUAGGGGCAGACGGUAGCAUGAAGCAGGCGGGGGAGGCGCAGGUGGUGACGGCUCACGCGGAAUUAGGAGAACACGGCCUUAAGCAGAUCCUGACUGAUGUGAUCAAGGAGGUGAAGAUAUCCAUUGACAAGGACAUCAACGGAGCAGAUCUGCUGUACACAUUGCUGAAUGCUCCAUGGCUCAAAUCUCUGCUCAAGGUGUAUGAGUUCCUUCAGCAGCACCACAGGAGUCCUCCCUCCCCAGUCCUCCCUCACGCCUCUGCUCUCUGUCACCAGGUGCUGGCAGACCUGAGGUCAGUGGCGGAGCCCUCCCCCGAGGCCCAGGAACUCAACACCCUCCUCCGAGGGUCGCACCUCCAGGCUCUUCUCUCGGCUCAUGACACGGUGGCCCAGAAAGACUACGAGCCCGUGCUCCCGCCCCUCCCCGACAACCUGCCUGACGACGAGGAAGCCACCAGGAUCGUCUGUCUCGUCAAGAACAAGCAGACGCUGGGGGCCACGAUCAAGAGGAAUGAAAGCACAGGAGAGAUCUCCGUCGCUCGCGUCAUCCACGGGGGACUGGCCGACCGCAGUGGUCUCCUGCACGCUGGGGACAGGAUUAUAGAGGUGAACGGUUACCCUGUAGAGGGCCUGGACCCAGAGCAUGUUAUACAGAUACUGGCGCAGUCCCAAGGUACCAUCAUGUUCAAGGUUGUUCCCAUCACAGAGAGAGCUGUUAACAACCAGACCAUGCUGUACAUGAGGGCCAUGGCAGACUACAAUCCCCAGCAGGACUCAGCGAUCCCCUGCGCCGACGCUGGCAUGAGCUUCAGGAGAGGAGAUCUGCUGGAGAUCGUGGAUCAGACAGACGCCCUCUGGUGGCAGGCUAAGAAACUGCCCAGCACCUCGGCCUGCGCUGGUCUUGUCCCCUCCUCCAAGCUGCUGCGGAGGAAACAGAAGGAGUUCUGGUGGUCUCAACCUUUCCAACCUAGCACCUGCAUCAAAACAUUGAGCACUGUGGAAGAGGAAGAAGACUUCCUGGCUAUUGAUGUGAAGGAUGUUGAAGCAGACGAGGAGGCGUUUGAUUCUGAAGAACUAAAAGAAGACGAGGGUGAUUUCAGCAGCACUGAUGGAGUCUAUUUGGCUGGGUUCAGACGCAGCCUGCGUCUCUGUCGGCGGCGGUCACACAGCGCCAACCAGUCGUGCCACUCGCGCUGCGCCAGCGCCCUGGCCAAUCCAUACGAGGAGGUGGUGAGGUAUCAGCGUCAGCCGCAGGACCAGCACCGCGUCAUCGCCCUCCUGGGUCCCUCUGGCGUGGGAGUGAAUGAACUUCGGAGAAGAUUGAUUGAAAUCAACCCAGAUUUCUUCCAGGGACCCGUACCCCAUACUACACGGGCACCCAAGAGCUAUGAAAAGUCUGGCCGGGAGUAUCACUUCAUCGGCAGAGAAAUGUUUGAGAACAUGAUGUUCAACCAGAGGUUCUUGGAAUACGGGGAGUACAAGGGCCACCUCUACGGCACCAGUCUGGACGCUGUGAAGGACGUUCUGAGCAGAGGGAAAAUGUGUGUCAUUGACAUCGAGCCUAAAGCCAUCCCAUACGUAAGGACCCAUGAGCUGCGGGCCUACAUCAUCUUUGUGAAGCCUCCCUGUGCAGAACGUAUGAGGGAGACCAGACAGAAUGCCCAGAUCACCCCCAACUACUACGUCAACAGACCUUUCAAAGAAGAGGACAUCCAGGAGAUCGAGGAUGCCACCAGGAAGAUGGAAAUGCACUUCUGCCAGUUUUUCAACCACGUGAUUGUGAACGACGAUCUGCAAGAUUCGUGCUUGCAGCUACUGACAGCCGUGAGGAGGGCGCAGGACGAACCCCAGUGGCUGCCAGUCAGCUGGAUACGCCCCACCGACCAAUCCUGAAAGACCUGAGGAGACCAGGGUCAAGGAAGGAAGAGGAGAAGGGAUGUGAAAAUAGAAACAGCAAGGGGCAGGGAAGAUGGAGGAGAAGAGAGGGCGAGGGGAAAAGGAGAGGGGGAGAUGGAGAGGAUGAGAGGAGAUGGUGGAGACGAGAAUGAGAGGGGAAGAUGGAGAGUAGGAUGAGAGCCAAAGACAGAAGUGACCGGAAGAAAAGAUGCAACCAUGGGACGAAAGGACGAAUAAAUCAAUUCUUGAACAAGAUGGAUUAGGGAGUGGGUGCAUGUUGUGGAUUAACUCAAUUUUAUUUUUGUUUUGAUCUAGCGUAUGACUUGGAUUGUGAGUGGAAGAGAGUUGACAAGGAUAAUGUCCAGAAGUGAUUUAGUGCUUAUUCAUGUCUGUUGACAACUAAAUCCCCAGAGUUAAGACAGGGUUGGACCCAGCCCACAACAGAAUGUUUUCCUUGCUGAUACUCUGGGUCAUCUUUUCCUGUCCUACAGUGACCCAGUUCACCCCCUCUCAAUCACUGUGUUUACAUGUAGAGCUAAAUUGUAUUUGGGCUUUGUUGUUUGUGUUUUUCAUAUAGCCUAUGGAUUGUCAUUCCAUGCCAAAGAAUUAACAGCAUGAUGUGUUUUUGAGUACAAAUUGAAAAUGACUAGAUUUUUGAGCCAUAAGCCACAGUUUGUGUCUCACUCAUUUAUAGCGAUUAGUUUGUGUUACAGUCUGUCUUACUACUGACAAAUACCCAAUGUUAUUUGGUUUUAUCACAAGAAUGCUGUACCUGAUAUCGUUUUUUUACGAUUUUGAGCCUGUAUUCAAGUUUAUGGAGCAGAUAGGCCUAAUUAAAAACUAUUAGACAUAAAUUGUAUAGUUUUUGAAAGCGUGAAGCAUUGAACAAAACAACAUGUUUAAUGUGGUGAG